Molecule: messenger RNA, 2882 nt
Organism: Ilex paraguariensis (yerba mate)
Lineage: Eukaryota; Viridiplantae; Streptophyta; Magnoliopsida; Aquifoliales; Aquifoliaceae
Source: the annotation of a GenBank genome assembly
UCGCCAUCUCUUUUCCUCUGACAUUCUACCUCUGCCUCUGCAAACUCAUCCCAUGAAUUUACCAUAAAAACUACUCCGACACACCUCUUUCCCAUCUUGUCCUCACUCUUCUAUUGAAAUUCCUCAUCCUUUCGUCUUCUUUUGUCUCAUCAAACUUUUGUAGUCAGACCCACCAAAAGAUUAAAUUGUUUUCCCCAGUCAAUCUCUCUCUCUCUCUCUCUCUCUCUAUAUAUAUAUAUAUAUAACACCCAGAGAAACAAAACAUCUUGGCUUCUCUCUUUCAUGGGUUGUUGUUUCUAAGUUAAUUAGUUAGGUAUUGGGAGAUAUUUGUUGAGUUGCAUACCUUAAAGAUGCCUGGAUUGGUUAUGGAUGAGAUUCAUGAGGAGGGCGUAGUGAAUGAAUUGAACGGAAACGGAAACGGAAAUUCUACACCUCUUAAGGAGAAUUCAGUUGCAAAUAAGUCUCCAACGAACAGUUUGAGUCCCAAAAGUCCCCAGACUGCAGGCAUUGGAUGCCCAAUUGAUGGAGUAGUUGACACCUCGAUUGAACAGCUUUAUGAUAAUGUGUGUGAAAUGCAGAGUUCUGAUCAAUCACCAUCAAAGCGUAGCUUUGGAUCUGAUGGGGAAGAGUCUAGGAUUGAUUCAGAGUUGCGUCAUCUUGUGGGAGGAGAGAUGAAGGAAGUGGAGAUAAUGGAAGCGGAUGAAGAGGUACGAAAGUUGGAGGAUCAUGAGAAUCGUAGUGAUUCUGGUUCUAAGAAGGAAAGCAUGUCGACAAGUAAGAAGUCGGGGAAGUUGGAUAACACCCAGUCGACAAGUACAAAAUCUCUUUCUCCAACGCAAUCAAAGAAAGCUUCUCACUUGCAGCUGGAAUCAGAAGCAUCAUCAAAGUCAAGUCCUAAGGGAAGAAGUCCCCAAGAGAAGCCUCCUUUAGAUAAGCAGAAUGAGAAGAAUUUGAGAAAAUCAAUUUCAGGAGGCAUCUCCGUGAAGAAACAAAGGAAUUCUCCUUUAGGAAAGUUACAGAAUGGGACUGAGGAUGCAUCUGAAUCAGGUCUAGACAACCCAGACCUUGGACCAUUUCUGCUUAAGCAGGCACGGGAUUUGAUUUCUUCAGGGGAUAAUCCCCAAAAAGCUCUUGAAUUAGCUCUACGAGCUGCCAAGUCAUUUGAGAAAUGUGCUAAUGGAAAUCCCAAUCUCGAUGUUGUGAUGUGCUUGCAUGUUACAGCAGCUAUAUACUGUAACCUAGGCCAGUAUAGUGAGGCCAUUCCAGUACUUGAGCAUUCCCUUGAGAUUCCUGUGAUUGAUCAAGGCCAAGAUCAUGCCCUUGCUAAGUUUGCUGGUUAUAUGCAGUUGGGAGAUACUUAUGCCAUGUUAGGUCAACUUGAAAAUUCUUUACUCUGUUACGGAACAGGUUUGGAAGUCCAGAAAGGAGUUUUGGGAGAUACAGAUCCAAGAGUUGGUGAGACUUGCAGGUAUUUAGCUGAAGCUUAUGUUCAAGCAUUGCAAUUUGACGAGGCUGAGAAGCUUUGUCAGCUGGCUCUUGACAUCCAUAGAGAGAAUGGUUCUCCUGCUUCCCUCGAAGAGGCUGCAGAUAGGAGGCUCAUGGGUCUUAUAUGUGAAACAAAGGGAGACCACGAAGCUGCCCUUGAGCAUUUUGUUUUGGCUAGCAUGGCCAUGGUGGCAAAUGGGCAGGAAGCAGAGGUUGCAUCUGUUGAUUUAAGCAUUGGAGACACCUAUUUAUCUUUGGCUCGGUAUGAUGAGGCUGUUUUUGCCUAUCAAAAGGCACUAACAUCCUUCAAGUCCACCAAAGGGGAAAAUCACCCUGCUAUUGCUUCUGUUUUUGUCCGUUUGGCUGACUUGUAUAACAAGACAGGUAAAUUUAGGGAAUCAAAAUCCUACUGUGAGAAUGCCCUUCGAAUCUAUGGAAAGCCCAUUCCUGGGAUCCCCCCUGAGGAGAUUGCUAGUGGUUUCACUGAUGUUUCUGCAAUUUAUGAGUCCAUGAAUGAGUCUGAACAGGCGCUAAAGUUGCUGCAGAAGGCACUGAAGAUAUACAAUGAUGCCCCUGGUCAGCAAAGCACCAUUGCAGGUAUUGAGGCCCAGAUGGGAGUCAUGUACUAUAUGUUAGGGAAUUACUCUGAAUCUUACAGCUGCUUCCAGAAUGCCAUUUCAAAGCUUCGUGCUUGUGGAGAGAAGAAAUCUGCAUUCUUUGGUAUUGCCCUUAACCAAAUGGGGCUUGCAUGCGUGCAGCGUUACGCAAUAAAUGAGGCUGCAGAACUGUUUGAAGAGGCUAAGAGUAUUCUGGAACAGGAGUAUGGACCACAUCACCCAGACACGCUAGGGGUGUACAGCAAUCUUGCUGGUGCUUAUGAUGCUGUAGGCAGGUUGGAUGAUGCAAUUCAAAUCUUGGAAUAUGUUGUUGGGAUGAGAGAGGAAAAACUUGGGACAGCAAAUCCAGAUGUGGAUGAUGAAAAGAAGAGGUUAUCUGAGUUAUUAAAGGAGGCAGGCAGGGUUCGAAGUAGAAAAUCCAGAUCACUGGAGAAUCUCCUUGAUGCCAACCAUCAUACCACUAACAAAGAUGGCAUUAAGGUAUGAUAAUGAUGUUUAUACGCUUGGGGAUGAUGUAUUAUAUGGCAUAUUUAUUGAAGUAAAAGAAAAAAAGGAAGGAAAAAGUAUAGGUGGUGGUUGUAUUGAUUAGAUUGUUGGUGUGGGAGCUGAAUGAAGUGACUUCAUGGUCCAGUUCCAGUUAUGAUAUUGAAUUUGUAUUACUGUAUUGUUAAAGUUGUUCUUUCUGUAUUACAUUGUUAAAGUUAUUGGUGAUAUCAUUUGUAUAUUAUUAUCCCACAAGUUGAUGAUGUCUUUGCAUUAUGAUGACUUGAUUUCUCCAUA